AGUGACGAGAGCAGCCGCGGAGUCACUUCCUGCUGGGUGGAUGAGGAGGAGCCCGAGCUGCCGCGGAGGAGCCCGAGUAGAGACGGACGGCGCCGGAGAGCAGGAGGGCGAAAAUGAAAGCAGGCUGUAGCAUCGUGGAAAAGCCAGAAGGAGGUGGAGGGUAUCAGUUUCCUGACUGGGCCUACAAAACCGAGUCGUCGCCAGGCUCCCGGCAGAUCCAGCUGUGGCACUUCAUCCUGGAACUGCUGCAGAAGGAAGAGUUCCGCCAUGUCAUCGCCUGGCAGCAGGGAGAAUACGGGGAGUUCGUCAUCAAGGACCCAGACGAAGUGGCCCGCCUCUGGGGCCGCAGGAAGUGCAAGCCGCAGAUGAACUAUGACAAGCUGAGCCGGGCCCUCAGAUACUACUACAACAAGAGGAUCCUUCAUAAAACAAAAGGGAAAAGGUUUACUUACAAGUUUAACUUCAACAAGCUGGUGAUGCCCAACUACCCUUUCAUCAACAUUCGCUCAAGUGGUGUGGUUCCCCAGAGUGCACCACCAGUGCCAACAGCCUCUUCCCGGUUCCAUUUCCCACCUCUAGACACGCACUCUCCCCCUGGCGAUGUGCAGCCAGGGCGCUUCUCUGCCAGCGCCUUGAGUGCUUCUGGUGCCGAGUCAGGUGGUCCCACCGAUAGAAAGGUGGAGCCUUCGGACCUCGAAGAUGGCUCGGCCUCUGACUGGCACCGGAGCAUGGACUUCAUGCCCUCUCGAAAUGCUCUUAGUGGAGGCGGAAUUGGCCACCAGAAACGCAAGCCUGACAUAAUGCUUCCUCUCUUCACUCGGCCAGCAAUGUACCCUGACCCCCACAGUCCCUUCGCUCUCUCUCCAGUCCCUGGUCGUGGAGGUGUCCUCAAUGUCCCCAUCUCACCAGCCCUGUCCCUGACUCCCACCAUGUUCUCCUACAGCCCCUCCCCAGGCCUGAGCCCCUUCGCCAGCAGCAGUUGCUUCUCCUUCAACCCGGAGGAAAUGAAACACUACCUUCAUUCUCAGGCCUGUUCUGUGUUCAACUACCAUCUGAGUCCUCGGACUUUCCCCCGCUACCCAGGGCUCAUGGUCCCACCGCUGCAGUGCCAAAUGCAUCCUGAGGAGUCUUCCCAGUUCUCUAUCAAACUGCAGCCCCCACCAGCUGGACGGAAGAACCGAGAGAGGGCAGAAAACAGUGAGGAAUCCACGCGUGGCUCUGCACCAAUCAGUGCACCUGCUCCCUCUCGAAUUAAGGUAGAGCCCACCUCUGAGAAGGAUUCCGAGAGCCUCAGGCAAUCAACCCACGAAAAGGAGGAACACUCCCAAGAAGUGGGCGCUGUGCGGACCAGGACCGUAGAAGAGGGGAAAGGCACCGUGUUUGCCCACCCCUCACCCACCUGGCCCUCUGUAUCCGUCAGCACCCCCAGUGAUGAACCCCUAGAGGGGACUGAAGACAGUGAGGACAGGUCUGGCAAGGAGUCCAGUGUACCUGAGAAGAAAGAAGAUGCCCUGAUGCCCCCCAAGCUUCGAUUGAAGAGGCGGUGGAACGACGGCCCUGAAGCCCGGGAGCUAAGUAAGACCGGCAAGUUCCUCUGGAAUGGGGCAGGACCCCAGGGCCUGGCUACAGCAGCCACUGCUGCUGCUGAUGCUUAGAACCACAGCGGAAGGGAAGCUGUUCAUACUACAGUCAGAUACACGUAUUUAUGCAGCAAGAUUCUGGGGUGGGAGGCGGGGUUAAGCUGGUUUGAUAAUUCUGAGGCAUGGACUUGAACGUUUUUGUUGGAUGGGACGAGUAUCUUGUGUUGUAAAUUAAGUGGGGUAUGAACACACUUUUCUUUCUUGGUGAGUAGGAUGUAGGGAGGGUAUUGAACUGUGGGGGAAGGAGCCUGUUUCCUGUUUAAGACUCAUGCUGCCUGACAGGCUCCAUAAGAGCCCACUUUGUAGUCUCAUUACAGUUCAGGACCCAUAGUGUUUUCUAUUGUAUUUAUACAUACAGAAAGCCAGUAGUGGGAUAUUUCCCUUUGAGAGAGAGAGGUAAGAGGAGAAGGCUGGAAGGUUGGGUGGGAAGCAACAAUACCCAGCAUGUUAGCCUGAGACACUUAUUUCAGGAGAGAACAAAGACAGUUGCAGGCUUACUGGAGUGGGGAACAAUUAGGUGAUGUUCUCUACUCUCCCCUCUCCUCCCCCUCCCCGAGCACACAUGCUCUCUCCCACACAUGUACACACGCAUUCUCUCUCUCUCUCCCUCUCUCUCUCUCUCUCACACACACACACACACACACACAUGCAUUUGGCUUUUCCUCCCUUUUUAGAAAAUGUUUUCAAGACACUUGAGUGUCCUGCCAGUUAUACUGGGCAGGGAGGGCCCAGGCCCGACCACCCGCCCUCCCCUUCAGAGCUGAGGUGGGAAGGAAGUCCUGCUGUAAGCUCCUUGACCUGCCACCUCCUUCACCUAUUCAGAAGCCAUGAGGAGUUGUCAGCUCCUGAUCAGGGAAGAAAGAAGGGCAGGAGGAAGGAACCCGAUGCCUUUAAAAACAAAACAAACGACAGAAAUGGUCUUCAUUUUUCUUUUUCCAUUGUGGGUUUGGGAAACCAUGCCAAGUGUGACUGAGCAAGUUUUAUGAGGAGCAGGAUAGCACCGUUGAAGAUGGUUUUCUGUUGUGUCUGGUUGUAUUACUGUUUCUUAAGUCAAGCCUUAACUAUGAACAUGCUUUAAGAUGAUACGGGUCUGUCAACAUAAACCUGUAAAGGGCAUGGAUACUGUUCAGAUAACCCAGGAAUGUUGAGGCAUAGUUGAAUUCCUAUGAUAAUUAUUCCCUCUGAUGUACCAGGCUGGGUGGAAAGGGUAAGAUUGUGAGAAUGAAAGGCAGAUGAUAAUUGAUAAGCAUGGAGUAGCUGGGAACAAGUGUUGUUGAAACUGAAGGAAGAGCUAGGAAGGUGGUGACCAGAUGCCAAGAGGCCUGGAGAGGGAAAGAGCUGAUGUCUGCCCUGUGGUGGUGGUGCCAUCUUUGUGAGCCCCGUUUGCCGAGCUUGUGCUGAUCAGUUGACUGUUCACAAAACACAGCUCACAGGCGGAGUCCUGUCUUUGUGGGAAAGUCCCUGACAGCAUCUUCAAAGGAAUUGGAAGACACUGAUCUUAUGUGAAAUGAACUGUUAGCACUAGGGGCAGAGAGAGCGGCACCAGCCAGCGUCCUCUGUGCACACAUGUGCUUAGAAUGGCUUGGGGCAGCGAGGAAAAACCGUUCCAUAGCUGCUGAGGCAGUGUUGACAUUGGGGUGUCAGUGAUUCCUGACUCCACCACCUUAGCCUAGGUGAAAAUCCUGUAGACCAAGUAACUCUUAAGUGUUGUCUUUUGAUGGUGGCGUGUUUGGUUUUUUUGUUUUGUUUUUUUUUUAACUGAAGUGCAUGCACAAAGGAGCUCAGGAGACAUUAGCUGACUUGGGGUGACUUGAGGCCAUCGUUGCUAUUGCUUGAUGAGUGUCCUGUCACUUGGUCCAGGUUCCAUACAUGAGUGACUGUCUUUCCCCAGGUCUCUGGUGACCCACGCUUUGGUCGGGCCACGAAGGACUCACCGCUCCAGCUGCCCUGGGUGGCUGUUUGAUCAGUUUCCUUUCUCACCCUGACUUACCUCUGGAUCUAAGGCAAGCCCAGCAGCUGGAGGAGGGCUCUCUGCUUGGUGUUGCCCAUCAAACCAGGGAGGCCAGCUGGCCACCAGUAUCGGUGUGAACUCAGGAAUAGAAAUAUGGGGCCUUUAAGAUGAGAGGAGGAAAAUCCAUGAAGCAUACCUGUAACCCCUAAAACCCAAGUGCCAGAAUUAAUCCCUAGAUGCUGCUUCCAUUUGAAUCAAGUCACUGCUUUUACACUUGAAAAAUGUUCAGAAAUGUUGAACUCCAUGAAAAGUGCUUUGGACUUGUACGAAACCAUGCUGUUUGUCUCCUUCGAUUGCCAUUCCACCAGUAAUCUGUGGUGAUUGGCACUGCACGUGGUUGGAGUUUGGAUCUGGGGAAGGGUCUGUCUACAGAGCAGAACUUGGGCUUGCUCAGGAAGUGGACCGGGAAAUGUAGCGAUCAUUGAUACUUCCUGGGGCAAAGGAAUGAGAAUUUUGUUCUCUUCCCAGCCCCUCCUGGCAGUUCCUGCCUCCAGCCUGGUAUGAGACAAGGUGGUUGCCUUCCUUCCGACAGUGGGGAAGGAGGUGAAAGCUGGACCUGCUUCUCUCCCUCGUCUGUUUUUCCUUCUAGAUUUUGUUGUGCCAAAUGUGUAAAACUUUGUAGGUGUAUCUAUUGAAAUUUCACGAAUCAAGAGCUUGUUCAUUUAAACAGUUUGCUUUUUUAGCCGUAGAAAAAGUAGCAAAUUCUCAGGGGCAUCAGCCUUGCUGAGCUCGCCUUUUUUUCUGAAGUAAAAUAGAGACAGACAGACAGUCCGUCUCCCCUAGGUGUCCGGCUGCACUGCAUUAAACCCAGCUCAGUAAUACAGGGAACCCUAGUGACCCGCAGGCCAAGGAACUUCCAGAAGCAUUAAAAAAAAAAAGAAAAAGAAAAAAAAGUUAUAUUCCACUGCCAAGUGGGUAGUCAUUUAGCUGUUCGUCCCUUGUUUUUUAUUUAUUCCACAAUUAUGUUUGUGCUUUUUCUUGUGUAAACAAUAGUGAGGCGUAUGUUUUUAUGUGGCUUUAGAGAAAACUUCAGUCUUCAAAGAACUGUUCCAAUUAGUUUCUUCUUGGAAAAAGUUAUGCGUUAAUUUGUUUCAAAAUACUUAGGCAUUCUUUGAAUUAUAAACUUGUGAUGCAGGGAUUUGUGAAUGAGACGUUCACAUGUGAAGAUAAAUGACUUCACUAGACAUCUGUGUAAGCAGAAUAAGAUGUGUAUAUGUACAUAAAUUAUAAGAAACCUGAACACCAUUGUGCAGUGCCUUUUAGAUGUUCUGCUUUCUAAAGUCUUCAAAUUUUUGCAUAUAUAUUAUAUAUAUGAUGUAAUGUUAUAGAAAUAUAUGUAUAAUAUACAUAUUUUUUCCAGGGGUAUCUGAUAGCUCUGUAUUUUGUUAUGGAAGUCGAAAGAAAAAAAAAGUAUUUUACCUCAAAAAUUAAAGUUAAAUUUAAAAACAAAGGGUACUUAAAUGUUUGCUGAGUGAUGAUUUUAUUGUUCCUUGCACACUGUGCCAAAGUCUGCAGACUUCCUGCUAGCUUGCUUCAUUGUACAGGUCCCUUGCAGGAGGCCAGCGGAGUGAGGGGCAGGGUCCUCAGCAGUGCUGAAGCUUGUCUGUUUCCUUGAGGGAGUGACUAAGAGGUAGGGAGAAAUCCUGCACACUGUAGCAGCAUUUAGCCACAUGGUCGCCUGUGGGAAAAUGUCAGCCAGACAGAUGCAUGAUGGCUUACAGUUUAUUGUAGGAUGAUGAAAAUGACCUGGGCUUAAAUAGUAAAUAGCAGUUGGACAGUUUGGGUAUAAAUAACAAAUCAUUGAAUUUUAAAGUCACUCCAAAAUGAUGGACACAAUAGUGUGUGAAUUAUAAAAUAAACAUAGGUUUGUGG
Peromyscus maniculatus bairdii (prairie deer mouse) is the source of this 5523-nucleotide messenger RNA. It is a transcript of the gene Etv3, whose product is annotated as ETS variant transcription factor 3. Gene Ontology annotation, biological process: regulation of transcription by RNA polymerase II; cell differentiation. Lineage: Eukaryota; Metazoa; Chordata; Mammalia; Rodentia; Cricetidae. The record is from RefSeq and is a predicted model, not a curated record. Gene Ontology annotation, molecular function: DNA-binding transcription factor activity, RNA polymerase II-specific; sequence-specific DNA binding. Gene Ontology annotation, cellular component: nucleus.